UUUCAUUUCCAGCUGUAACUGCAUAUCAGAAGGACUCCGUGAAGAGCGUUUGAGCUGCGCUUCAGAUGUCAUCUAAAGGGCAGAUCCACAAAAGCACUUUUAAUCUGCCUAUGAGUUCCGCAACCUGGACAGCGUCAUAGUGAUGGACAGAGGCCAAGAUGGUGGGGGUGCAGCCCCUGGUGGAGCUCAAGGUCUAGCUGGGCCUGACCAGCGUGGAACACGACUAUACUGGGGCCAGCAGAGGAAUGAUCUUGUGGACCAGAUGAUAUACAAGAUGCAACGGCUGCGCAAUGCUCUGCCUCUCGCCCGACCGGUGGAAACCGCAUGGACUGGAGUACACCCUGAUAGACUCACACCCCGUCAGCCCAAUCGGCUAGGCUUUGGUCCAGCUGACAACAGGGAAGUGUUUGAGGCACUUGGAGGUGCUCAGCGGGUGUCACGUUCCAUCCUGCGCCUAGUUGACAUCGAGCCUUUCACACUGCAAGUAAUGGAAAAUCAUGGACUCACAGAUCAAGGUCUCAUGACGGCGAGCUUUAUCUGCUUUCUCCGCUUCAACCAUGCAAGCUUGAGGAAGCAGCUGCUUAUCCUUGAGGUCUUUAUUCCUCGACUCCCAAAUGACCAGAUCCUCCCUCGGGAUGAGGCUCGCAAUGAGCUCCUCCUCUUACUCAACAACACAAACGUAUUGAGGAAUACUUUCUGGUUUGUUGAUGGUCUUAACUAUAUCCGUCGGGCAGGCCAGAAUGCACCUCAGGGUGCAGAAGUGUGGGAUCUGGAGAACCACAGAUGGAGACAGGGAACAACACUCACCGAACGCGUCCGGCUCUUGCAUAUCAUCUCCGGACUGUUAAUUAACGGAAGGUGUCGGGAUAUUGCUAUCGGCACUAUCAUUCUGGCGAAAGUUGCGUUUGCUGUCCGUGGUACGAUUUCCGCAACAAAGUUGACCCGCAUAAUAAUGGAACUCACGCCUGCCAUACCCUUCAUAGGCGAUGUCCUGAAUAUACCUGACCUCAAGCUCACAUGGCUCAAUUAUGGCCAUCUGGUUGAUGAUGAGGACAUGCCUAGGAUCAUGCAGAAAUGGCUGGGUCUCAUACCAGCCUAUGCCCUCCACUUGCGUGUAGUCUUGGCUCAGGCUUCGGAAUCAGGACUAACCUCCUUAAAUGUCAUAACAUGGGCGAUAAAUGAGCAUCCGCAUUUUCCCUGGGUCCUUGUCAGAAGGAUGUAUGCGGAACAAUGGGACAAUGCCCAACGUGCUAUCCGUCUUGUCGAGAAUAACCCGUAUUAUGGUUAUCGCCGCGAUUUGACAGCUGUCAGAUCAACUCAAUUCCGACAUUUAGCGGCAUUGUGUGGCAGACUCUUAAUUGCCCUUGGUGACCGCUUAUUAGAACGCUACCAAGGAUUUGUGGAUGACAAACUCCGAGUGCAUGAAUGGCGUCGUAUGAUUGAUGCCUACGUCAAUGCACAUGGGAGAGAAGGCGCCAAUAUUGAACGUCCCAUGAGUGAGGAAGAAAUUGACCAUCAUGCUGACAUGAUGCAGUCGGUUUCCCAGUAUCCCGCAAACAUAGAGGUGUUGGCCAGGAUAGAUGGUCAUCCUGAUCGGCCUGAUAUUGGUCUACACGGUGGAGGCCCGCAAUUCAGAGGAGGUCCCCGUCACCGGGUUAGGAGAGAUGACGAUGACAACGUCGGAGGUGGAGGCAAAGCAGGUGCUUACAAUGGAGAAGAAAUGUAUGGGGAAGAUCAUUUCAGGCACCCUAUAAAUCAGGAAUAUGCAGAGUGCGGAGCUCAGGAGCGCCCAGCUAUUGAGACUGAAGAGAGACCGGAUCAGGCCUGCCGAGUGGCUGCUGAUCAGCCACCAGCGGAUGCAUCAGUUGCUCCCGGAGCUAGUUGGGAGGUCAACGUAAAUAGGGAGGAGGCCGGACUCAAACCUAUUGUAGCACCACAUGAGACCAGCCCACCCGAGCAGAGUGUCAACGAGAUAGAAGAUAACUUGUUCGUGCCACCCCCAUUCUCUCCGGCACUAUCCUCUGUCAAGCUCCGUCUGAUAACUCAGACCCCCAGGACACCGAGACUAGCGCUGCAUUAUACACAAGUGGCUAAUUUGGGGCCAGGAUGCAACCCCGGUCAGCAGCUGCAGCUCGGCGGUCCUCCACGAUUCAGCACACCCACACAACUGCAACAACAUCGGCAGUCAGCUCUGCAAUCAUCUUACAGAGCUCCUGGAUCUUCCACCACAAGAGGACAGCGACAUUCUAGUUCAGCAUUUCCUCCGCAGUGAAUGGAAGGUGCGCACAGGACAUGACUUAGGAUUGUGGUCCGAUGAUGUGUGAUUACAUGUGACUUCUGAGUAUUCUAAUUGUUCCACAUUAUUUCCGUUUGACCUUUUUACUUUUACUCAUUACUCCUUUACUUUUGUGGAUAAUGAAUCCUUUCUUUUUUUUUGUCAAAUAAGUUUUUUAUUUGGUCGAUGAAUGAAUAAACCUACAAUAAUCACA
This is a messenger RNA of Danio rerio (zebrafish), 2489 nucleotides long. The record is from RefSeq and is a predicted model, not a curated record. Lineage: Eukaryota; Metazoa; Chordata; Actinopteri; Cypriniformes; Danionidae.